AAAGACAAAUAUUUCCCUACAGAUCGUGAAGUGUUGUUGAAAGACCAUGAAUGGAUACUGAAUCCAUUUUCGGUUUGCGAAAAACCCUCAUGUUUGUCUUCAAUUGAAUAUGAGAGUUUGAUCGAUAUUACUUCAGAUUCGACAUUGAAAUCCACUUUCAGCAACAAUUCUUACGUUCAAUUUUGGCUAAAUUUGAAAACUACAAGUUUUGAUGAUUUGAGUAAAAAAGCAAUAACAAUACUCCAACCCUUCGCUACCACUUAUUUAGGCGAGGCAGGAUUUUCGGCCUAUACGACUAUUAAAACCAAAUACCGCAACCACCUUAAUGUAGAACCUGACCUCCGUAUCCAGUUGUCUCAAAUUGAACCAGAUAUUGCCAAACUUUCCAAAAAUAAGCAGCCUCAAAUAUCUCAUAAACUAUUAGUUUUCACUAUUAGAGCAGUAUUUUUUCUUUAUACUUUCAACUAUAAAAUUAUAAUUUGUUAAUAAUAUGUUCAAUAAAAUUAUUUAAAUCAGUUAUGAAUGAAAACUAGUGUUUAUUUUUAUCGCGUUCCUCGUGAUAUUCACAGAAGGGCACCUAACAAAAUUUGUACAAACAAAAGGGCACUGCCGGCUAAAAAGGUUGGGAACCGCUGGUUUAGCAAGUUUUGUGUAUGUAACAUAGCGUAAAUUAAAAAUACUCUUAAACUUACUAA
This is a messenger RNA of Metopolophium dirhodum (rose-grain aphid), 695 nucleotides long. Its product is annotated as zinc finger BED domain-containing protein 5-like. Lineage: Eukaryota; Metazoa; Arthropoda; Insecta; Hemiptera; Aphididae. The annotation marks the transcript as partial. The record is from RefSeq and is a predicted model, not a curated record. The transcript has a single exon.